CCUCAACUCCACUGCAUGGAUCAAAUCGACCAAGAAUUUAUAUUGAUAAAGAUGAAACCCUACCUUUUUGCGUUCCUGUUAUUGUUCCUUCUACUUCUCCACCAAUCCCAUUUCGCAAAGGCUGCUGUUGGGUCUUCUUUUCUCUCUAAGAUCAAUUCUGCUGGGAGAAUUAACAAAGACCAAGAAAAGAAAAUAAAAUAUUUGGAGAAUUCCAAAAAACUCAUCGACGCUGCGAAUGCAUACUUGGAGUAUUUGAAUAAAAAAAAAGAAAAAAAGAAACCAAAUCCCACACUACCAAACCUGCCACUGAAAGAGGAAAGAAGACUGAAUGAGGAAAGAAAAGGCUUCGCUCCACUCAAAGAAUACCUUUCUAACUUUGGCUAUCUUCCAUCCUCCGACUCAUUCAACAACACUGUCGACCAACAAACAUUAUCAGCCAUCAAGAAAUUCCAGGAAUCUUUCAAUCUCCCAGUUACCGCCGACAUCCUUAAACUGAUCUCGCUACCACGAUGUGCUGUCCCCGACAUGAAUUUCAACUACGGCUUCUCCCAAAAUGUGUCGUGGCCCAAAGCCCGUCAUCGCUGGUUCCGAAAGACAAACCUCACAUACGGUUUUCUUCCGGAGAGUGAAGUCGAACCCAACGCCAUCAAAGUCUUCAAAAGUGCAUUCACGCGGUGGGCGGAUGCCACAGCGUUUUUGAACCUGACGGAGACAGCCUACGACCACGCGGACAUUAAGGUUGGAUUCUACAAUUUCUCUGAUGUCCUUGUCGGCGACUUGUAUGGCUUCAGCUUAAUAACGCAGAACCCUCAGUCUAACGUGAAGACAGCUGUAAUAAAACUCAACGACAUUCUGUUUUGGGCGCUGCCCAGUGAAAAAGGUGACUUGUCGGCGAAGGAUGGAGUUCUGGACUUGGAGAGUGCGGCCAUGCAUCAGAUAGGGCAUUUGCUUGGAUUUGAUCACUCUUUCAUGCAUGACUCUAUUAUGUACCCUUACAUUUUGCCAUCGCAGGAACGAAAGGUUGAACUCUCCAAUUCUGACAAGAACAACAUUAAGAAAAAGUAUGCCAACCGUUGACUCUGGUGGCGACGGUGGUUGUUUUGGAGUGCCUUCAAUCAUCACUUUGUUGUCUCUGGGAUUUGCUUGCAUUCUUCUUAUGUAUUAAGUCUCCUCUUACGUCUAGCACUUGCAACUUUGAUUUUGUUCUUGAAUUAUAUUAUAGUGAAUAGUUUCCUUUCCAAGAAGAUUGAGGAAUACGUUCCAUUCCCCAAAAUGUCUUUCAUUUGAGUGUUGUAAUUGUUUCUAAUUGGCUUCUUGUCCGAAUAUGGAAAUAAAAGAUGUUUAUGUUUAAUUCUGUA
Vigna radiata var. radiata (mung bean) is the source of this 1358-nucleotide messenger RNA. RefSeq names its product metalloendoproteinase 1. Gene Ontology annotation, biological process: collagen catabolic process; proteolysis; extracellular matrix organization. Gene Ontology annotation, molecular function: metalloendopeptidase activity; zinc ion binding. The coding region runs from base 16 to 1077 and encodes 353 amino acids. The transcript has a single exon. Lineage: Eukaryota; Viridiplantae; Streptophyta; Magnoliopsida; Fabales; Fabaceae. The record is from RefSeq and is a predicted model, not a curated record. Gene Ontology annotation, cellular component: extracellular matrix.